Pyricularia oryzae 70-15 is the source of this 873-nucleotide messenger RNA. RefSeq lists its product as uncharacterized. NCBI's taxonomy places the organism in Eukaryota, Fungi, Ascomycota, Sordariomycetes, Magnaporthales, Pyriculariaceae. The coding region runs from base 1 to 873 and encodes 290 amino acids. The record is from RefSeq and is a predicted model, not a curated record. The transcript has a single exon.
AUGCGCGUCCCAGUCACUACUCUACUCUUGCUCGCUCUCAUCUCAGACCCCAGUCUGGCCGUGCCAGCUCUGGUCGAGCGAGCUGCGGCAGACACCGUCGCUCCCUUUCAAGGCCCUUCGGCCCUUGAUGCGGCAAAUGUGGCAGGUCCGCCGUCGAAUGUAGCACCCUUUCAGGACAACAAGGGCUCAUCGCCGGGCCCGUUCCAGGGUGCUCCACAGGGCAAUGCUAAGGCGGGUGCACCGGCACAGGCUGCUCCAUUCCAGGGUCCUCCCGCCGUCGCGGCUGGCGCGGCCGCAGCCCCUGCCCCUGCUCCUGCUCCUGCUCCUGCCGCCGCUGUACCUGCAGCUGAGCCUGCUGCUGACGCUCCUCCCAAGGCCGGAGGCGGGGCUGGUGCUGGUGCUGCUGCUCCUCCGGCUGCAGCACCAGCCCCAGCCAGAGGCGGCGCAGGCGGGGCAGGCGGCGGCGCGAAUAACGGUGCCGGCGCGGGCAAGGGUCAGCGUCCAGGAGCAGCAGCACCCGGUGCUGGUGGCAACCCUGGCGGUGCACCUGGUGCCGGUGCUGGCGCUGGUGCUGGUGCUGGCACACCCCCCGCGACUGGAGGUACUCCCCCCACUACUGGAGGCGGUGCAGCCAGGCCCAGGCCAAAGCCUGCUCAACCUGGACAAAACGGACUCCCACCAGCCACGGGUACAUUCCGCGGCGACCCCAACGCAAAGGGCAAGGGUAAGAAGAAGAACCGAGCAGCUGGCCUUUUGGGGGCUCUCCUAGCAGGUGCAGCCGCAAAUGGGGCCGGGGCUGGUGGCAGAAGGCUGGGUGCCGGUGCCGGUGCCGGUGCCGGUGGUGGUCUCGCUGCCUUGUUGGGCGGGGCAUGA